GCAAACGUGGUGCACAUAGAACCCGAACUUCAAAUUCAGUCUUUCAAUCCAUAUCUGCCACAGGAACUACUUAAUCAUCGUAAUGGCCAACAAAAAGAAUCUGCUGUUGCUCUUCGAUCGUCCUAACGAGCCCAUUUUCGUGCAGAAGGGGAAAGACGCAGUGUUCGAUUUGCCUGAAAAAUUUCUCACUGAUCGAUAUAGUUCCAUUGGUGAGUUACUGCAAAAUCGGUUUGGUGAACAAGCGGAGCGACGCAUUCCUGUGAAGGAUAUAUCCAUUCCAGAUUUACGUAUCCCCCUGUCACUAGCGCGAGAUGCACAAUUUUCUCUUUUCAUUCCGGCUCAUCGUCGUAUUGCUGGUCGCCUGAUUGAUAUUUUCAUGGGUGUGCAUUCCAUUGGCGAUCUUCAGAGUGUUGCUGUUUAUGCUCGCGAUCGUUUGAAUCCGUAUUUGUUCAAUUAUGCACUGUCGGUGGCGCUGCUACAUCGUAAGGACACCAAAGGGCUGAACAUUCCAUCCAUUGUACAGAGCUUCCCCUGCAAGUUCAUGGACUCCCGCGUUCUUCGCCAGAUUCGAGAAGAAGUCUUCAUUGUUCCUGAGGGAUCACGUAUGCCAAUUAUUAUUCCAAGCGAUUACUCUGCUUCCGACUUAGAUCCCGAACAUCGGCUUUGGUAUUUCCGUGAAGAUCUUGGCAUCAAUCUCCAUCAUUGGCAUUGGCAUUUGGUGUAUCCCUUUGAAGCCGGCGAUCGUGGUAUUGUGAACAAAGAUCGUCGUGGCGAACUCUUCUACUACAUGCAUGAACAAAUAUUGGCUCGGUAUAACUUGGAACGCUUCAGCAAUAAUCUGGCUCGAGUUUUGCGUUUCAACAACUUGCGCGAUCCCAUAGAGGAAGCGUAUUUCCCCAAAAUGGACUCAUUGGUGGCUAGUCGCUCUUGGCCACCACGAUUUAAAGAUACAAAAUUGUCAGACCUAAACCGACCAGUGGAUCAAAUUCAACUUGAUGUAAGUGAUUUGGAGCGCUGGAGCGAUCGUAUAUUUAGUGCUAUAGCGCAAGGCUUUGUCACUGAUGAAAGUGGCAAUCAGGUACCACUGGACGAAGUUCGUGGCAUUGAUAUUUUGGGCAACCUGAUUGAAUCAUCUAUUCUUUCUCCAAACCAGAGUUUGUAUGGUGAUUUACACAAUAUGGGCCACGUGUUCAUUUCAUACUCUCACGAUCCCGAUCAUUCUUAUUUGGAGUCCUUUGGCGUAAUGGGGGAUUCCACCACUUCCAUGCGAGACCCCGCUUUCUACAGAUGGCACGCAUACAUCGACAGUAUCUUCCAGGAACACAAAACUCGUCUCACGCCAUACUCUCUAUUCGAGCUCAAUUACACGGAUGUAUCUAUCACUGGUGUACAAGUAUCUUCUAAACAAUGUAAAGCAAAUGUUCUUCAAACUUUCUGGCAACAAUCAGAUGUAGAUCUAUCACGUGGAAUGGACUUUGUGCCACGUGGCGAUGUGUUUGCUCGCUUCACUCAUCUUCAACAUAUCCCAUUCACCUACACAAUCAACAUCAAUAACCACGGUGGUGCUCAACGUUAUGGUACAGUACGGAUCUUCUUGGGACCGAAAAGAGAUGAGACCCAUAAGGAAAUGCUUUUCAAAGAUCAACGUUUGCUGAUGGUAGAAUUAGACAAAUUUGUUGUCUCUCUAAACCCUGGCCAAAAUACCAUUCGACGACGAUCUUCUGAGUCCAGUGUUACCAUUCCCUUCGAGCAAACCUUCCGCAAUGUAGACAAAAACCGACCGGGAGAAGGUAGCCCCGAAGAAUUAGAAUUCAACUUCUGUGGUUGUGGAUGGCCUGAUCAUAUGCUUAUCCCGAAAGGUUUGCCCGACGGUCUUUGCUGCGAAUUGUUUGUUAUGGUAUCCGAUUAUGAUCAGGAUAGGAUCGAUGAACCGUCCGGAGGUGCGUGCAAAGAUGCGCCAUCUUACUGUGGCUUGCGUGAUCGUCGCUAUCCAGACCGUCGUGCUAUGGGGUAUCCAUUUGACCGCCUCGCUCGCUCAGAUGUUGACAACCUUGCCCAAUUCCUGACUCCGAAUAUGAGCGUCGUAGAUGUGGUAGUGCGUCACGACAAAGGCACUGAAAAACAGAAAUGCUAACCCAUUUGCUUGAACGACUGUGGACUAAUGAAACAUAUGUAUAUACGUAUGUAUCAAGCAUAUGUAUGUAUAUACGUACAAUAAUUAAUUUCAAAAUAUUCUGCACACUUUGCUGUAUAUGUAUGUGUGCAUCUACUAAAAACAAAAUAAAAUCUCACUUG
Molecule: messenger RNA, 2295 nt
Organism: Anastrepha ludens (Mexican fruit fly)
Lineage: Eukaryota; Metazoa; Arthropoda; Insecta; Diptera; Tephritidae
Product: phenoloxidase 2-like
Exons: 4
Coding region: 83-2134 (683 amino acids)
Molecular function (GO): oxidoreductase activity
Source: RefSeq, a predicted model, not a curated record